Molecule: messenger RNA, 954 nt
Organism: Gilbertella persicaria
Lineage: Eukaryota; Fungi; Mucoromycota; Mucoromycetes; Mucorales; Choanephoraceae
Exons: 7
Coding region: 1-954 (317 amino acids)
Cellular component (GO): Golgi apparatus
Source: RefSeq, a predicted model, not a curated record
AUGUCUUUGUCUACAUCUUAUGCCAAUGCAAGAUCACUUUUGGUUUAUUUCAUCCUGUUUAUUAUUGCACAACUUUUUACAGUGAUACUUGUGGUGGAUGCUAUCUAUCAACGUAAUACAAUUCAACUCAUUGCGCUGGUCGCUUUCGAAAUAGGCAUGAGUGCUUAUUCUAUCAUUCAAUUUCAUCAAUCAUCCACACUUGUUGAUGAAAAUUCGAGUACAUCUUCAUCUGGUAUUAAACUUGCCCUCAGUUAUCUUGGCAAUGCUUACCAUUUGUCAAUGUGGGCCGAAAUCACACAAAUGUGUGUGAUGGUGAUCAGCACAGUUGUAUUUGUAUUUUUAGCAUACAAGCUCUACUUGGAAUUUGGUUGGCACAUUUAUAAAAAGAUCGGUGCUGAUUUAGCUAUGCGAGAUCGUUAUAAAAUGUAUCAAAUCUUUAUGAUGUUGCUCAAGUUUGAUUUUUUCUUUUUUCUUGGCUUCUCAAUACAAUAUCUUGCUUUGUUGAUUGUUGCUUGGUGGCCAGAUGCUUCUUCUAAUGGAACAGAGUCUUCUAUUGUGAAAGAACUGAUUGAACAUAUCAUCCUUAGUUGUGUCAUUUCAAUCACUAUGCUUUUCUCAGCCUAUUGGGGUUUGAGUCGAGAAAAGAAGGUUCACAUGUACAUUUUUCUAGUCUUGUGUGGUGCAAGUAUGGGCUACUAUAUUUACAUGCUUGUCCAAAUCGCUCAAGACCCUGCUAGGUUUUUAGGCUCAAGGGCCUUCUUGAGUUUUUUCUUAUGCGUAGACAUGGUCUUAAUUUUGGCUUCUGUACCUAUUGGUAUUAUUUGUCUAAGGAACUUUAAUCUUGGCCUUAUGAAUCACAUAUCACAUGCCACAGCUUCUGCUUCUUCAGCUCAUUCAAUGGCACCCUUAGGCAUAGAGAAAGCAAGUUCAAAUAGAAGAUGGUCCAUUGAAUAA